AUGAGUGAGAAUAAAAAACGACCUGUACGUCGAGAAGGUGAAAAGGUUUGGUGUCCUGAUCCACGCAAUGUGUGGCAGCUUGGUGUUGUUGUUGAAGAUAAUGGUGACAAGCUACACGUGUUACUACCUGAUGCUGAUACAGAAGAAGAAUUUUCAUUUAAUCAGGUUCAUCCAUACGAUCCAACGCAUUCAAUGGAUUUAUCAAAUGUUGCAGAAAUGGAUAAUUUACAUGAAGCACCAUUGCUUGAUCUAUUACGUCGACGUUAUCUAGACGACAAGAUUUAUACUUAUACAGGUGAUGUCCUGAUCUCAAUUAAUCCAUACAAGAACAUUCCCAUGCUGUAUAAUUUUCCAGAUUUUCAUUCGAUUGGAAAAUUAGAGAAUUAUCCAGUACCACAUGUCUAUUCAACAGCUCAUGAAGCUUAUCAUACGAUGAUGAAAGACAAGAAAUGUCAAUCCAUUCUUGUCUCAGGUGAGAGUGGAGCUGGGAAAACAGAAGCUUCGAAAUACAUUAUGCGAUAUCUAGCCAACAUCUCGGAGAUUGGAAAAAAGACACCCAAGGCUUCUAAAGUGGACGUCAGUAGCUCGUCGGUGGAACAAUGUGUGCUGCAGAGUAAUCCACUGUUAGAAGCUUUUGGGAACGCAAAAACAAUCCGGAACGACAACAGUAGUCGAUUUGGUAAAUUUAUCAAGAUUUACUACCAUACCGAUGGUACAAUCUCGGGUGCAACAACGAGCCACUUUUUACUAGAGAAAAGUCGCAUUGUUGGUAGUGCUGAGUCAGAGCGCAACUACCAUGUUUUCUACCAGAUGUGUGCGGGAAUGCCUAUGGAAGAGAAGAAUGCACUUAAACUAAAACCCGCAAGUGAGUUUCACUUUCUCAAUCAAGGAAAUUGCUUUCACGUGCCAGAAAUCAACGACAAAAAAGACUUUAAGGAGCUUGUCGAAGCAAUGAGUACUGUAGGUAUCCCACCAGAAUUACAACACACGAUCUUUCGACUUGUUGCCUGCGUCUUACAUUUGGGCAAUAUGGAGUUUACGGAGAAUGCAAAAAAUGAGUCACAAAUUGCUCACCGCGAAGACGUCACCAAUUUGGCCAAGUUAAUGAUGGUGACGCCAAAUGAGCUUGAAUUUGCUCUUACCAAGCGAACGAUGUCCGCUGGUGCGCGCGGAUCUGUAGCAGAGAUUGCACUGACUGCUGUUGAGUCUGUCAAGUCACGUAAUGGUCUUGCAAAGGACAUUUUCAGCAAGAUUUUUGACUGGCUGGUGUAUCAAAUCAACAAAUCAACGGCAAAUGUCGGGAGCAGUUCUGGUGUAGAUGCAAGCUCUCAGUUUAUUGGAAUUCUGGAUAUCUUUGGUUUUGAAAGCUUGCAAGUGAACUCGUUUGAGCAGCUAUGUAUUAACUACACGAACGAAAUGCUGCAGCAGCAGUUCAACCAGCAUGUGUUUGUUUAUGAGCAAGAGGUGUAUGUUGAGGAGGGUAUCGACUUUUCGCGUUUGGAGUUUAAGGAUAAUGGACCGUGUUUAGAUUUGAUUGACAAGAAACCUUUAGGUAUCCUUCCACUCCUAGAUGAACAAGGAAUGCUUGGUCGGCGUGCUAGUGACGAAAACUUUAUCCAAAAACUGCAUCAAACACAUUUGCCGAAGGGCAAGGUCUCCGAGGAAACAGCAAUCUAUUACUCGAAGCCACGUUUUGCCACGGACAAGUUUGUGAUUCACCACUAUGCUGGCGAAGUCACGUAUGAUGUCAAUGGUUUUUUGGAAAAAAAUGAUGACUCAUUGCACAAUGACCUGAUCUCGCUCAUGGACAGCUCAAACUGUGAGUUCCUGCGAAAGUUGUAUCCUAUUGCUCAAGCAGGUGCGACGGCUGGAGGAGCUAAUCCGCGCAAGCCAAUUCGCAAAAUGGCCAAUAAGAUGACUGGUACCAUGACUGUUGGACGUAAGUUUCGUGACCAGAUGGCAAACUUGAUGGUGGAACUUAAGGCCACGACGCCCUCCUUCGUGCGCUGCGUAAAGCCCAAUAACUUACGCUUUCCGCAGGGAUGGAAUGCUGAUCUGAUUCUCAACCAGCUUAUUUACCUCGGUGUCAUGGAGACUGUGCGUAUCCGUCGGUCAGGUUUCCCUGUUCGACGGCUUUUUGAAGACUUUUAUGAAAAGUAUCAAAUUUUGACCCGCAACGUUCCAAAGGAAGCGCGGACGAAAAUGACAGAGAAAGAUUAUUGCGAAGUCAUCCUACGCUUUAUCCCCCGUGAGAACUGGCAGCUGGGCCACAAAAAGGUGUUUCUCCGCGAUAGUCAAUUGCGCAUCUUAGACAACGAAGCGCGCAAGAUUUUGCAUGAGGCCGCUAUCACUAUUCAAAAGCAUACCCGCGGACGGCACCAGCGCCGAAAGUACCUUGACAUGCAACAAAAAGCAGUUCUCAUCCAGGCCAUGGCCCGGAUGUAUCUGGCGAAACGUCACUUUUCACUUAUACGGCAUCGAAUUACACUUCUUAACGCCGUGGCGAGGCAGUUCAUUCAGCGGCGGAAGUACAUGCGCCUGCACAAGACAGCUAUUUUUGUGCAAAGUCAUCUUCGAGGAAAUGCAGCUCGCCGGUAUGCACUUUAUCUGCGUCGUGCCCCAUUUGCUGCAACGAAGAUUCAAGCCCAAGUGCGGUGCUACUUCGCGCGAAAGCGUUUCAUUAAACAAAAGCAUGCUGCAGCGAAGCUUUUAAAUGCUCGCAAGAUGCAAAAGCAGCAGGCAGAAUUUCUGGAAAUGCGUGAUGCGGCGAUUACGAUUGCUUCUCGAUAUAAGAGCUAUGCUGCACACAACAGGUAUCGCAAUAUGCAGAAGGCAGCUAUCGUUUUGCACGCUGCAGGCCGUGGUUUUAACGCCCGCCUCAAGUAUGGCAAGAAGGCUCGUAUGCGAGCAGUUGCACGCAACAAAGCGCAAAUUCAAAUUUCACGAGCGGCUCGUGGAUUCCUUGCUCGGCGCUACUUCCAGAUCUCGCGUCGACGCAUUAUUAUGAUCCAAGCACGUGUACGUGCUAAUCGCGUUCGCACUGAGUAUCUCAAGGGGCGGGAGGCUACUAUCAACUCUCAGGCUAUGAUUCGCCGGUCGCUUGUGCGCCGCAAAUUCUUGCUUGAGAAAAAGAUGGCAACGCGUAUUGAGGCGUUCGGUCGAUUGGUUAUAUGUCGUCAGCGUUACCGCGAAGAGCGCAAGAAAAUCGUUUUGGUGCAGUCUCUUUGGCGGAUGCAUAACGCUCGCAAGCAGUACACCAAACGGAAUAGGCAGGUGACACUGUUGCAAUCGCUCUGGCGUUGCCAUGCCCAAGCGAAGAAAUACCGCGAUACACGGAAGAAAAUCAUUACAAUUCAAGCCUGUGCUCGCAUGACAGUGAAGCGUGCAAGUUAUCGGAAAAUAUGGUCUGCUGCAUGCGUAGUGCAAAGCGCUGUGCGCGCGUACUUAGGCCGCUGCCGGGUCAUUCGUUUCCAGCGUGGAGUUGUAAAAACUCAAGCAGUUUACCGAGGCUACGCCCAGCGAAAGAAGUAUUGCCGAACUGUACAACGAAUCAUUGCGGUUCAGAGCGUAUUUCGCCAAAAGAGAGCCUUUAAGCUUGCAGACGUUCGGCGUCGGUCUAUGGCACGAGUAUUCGCUGUCGUCAGGAUCUUCCUGUCUCGUGUCCGCAUGCGAAACCGCACUCAAGCAUUGUUUGACGCCGCCAACGCCAACGAUUUAACCCAGGUGCUACACAUUGCGCAGGAAAUGCCAGGAAUGUUGCGGGUACGCGACCGUAUGCACGGUAUGAUGUCGUUAGUCCACGUGGCGGCCAAAAAUGGCGAUCUGAACCUGGCGCGUUUCGUUCUUGAGGAAAAUCCUCAACUUGACGAUCUUGUGUAUGGUAGGGAUACCGCGGGCAGUACACCUCUGCACUAUGCGUGCCGCCUGGCCCACCUGGACAUGGUGCGGUUGCUCACGAAGGUUGCCAACCGGAACUCAAAUCCUGGUGCACACUUCGAUUUUGGAGCAGCUCGUACGCGAAGCGCAAGUAGCACGAGCAGUGCAAGUGACAACCCAUCUGAUACAAAACUUCGUUCGAUCUCCAGUGUUAGCACCGUGUCCAUGUCGACCCCAAUAUCCCGUUCCCCAUCAAAGAGCGUUUCGAUUGUCAAUCGCAGCCUUGUCGGAGGAUCCGAUCCUCGUAUGCGUGGAAUGUCAAGUGGCUCAACAUCGUCAUUUUCGAUGCACCCCGGCUUUAAACCUGGCGAUCACAAUGCGCCGAAGCGUCAUGGUCGCCGCACUCUCGUGUCAUCUGCACCGAGGACAGGGAACAGUCGCCGUCUAUCGUCAUCCAUCGGUGGACUUUCUUCUGUUCUACCCACAACACUCGGAAUUAAAGUAUAUAAGGAGGGAUUUCUUCGCAAGGCUAGCGGUACACGUUGGGCCACGAAGCGCUAUGUGAUGGUGGACGAAGUAUGCUUGUCCUAUUACAAGACGGAGAAAGACAAAAUUCCGCUCAAGAUUGUCGAACUGUGCGAUGCCACCAUCAAGCGUAACUCCGACGUAGACUGCUGCUUCGAGGUCCAAUCACCGCGUCUCAAGAGCUCAAAGAACCCUGAAGGUAUGCUUUCGUUUGUGACCGACACCGAACAAGAGGUGCACGAAUGGAUGCUUGCAAUUCGCAAGGUGCAAAGUGUGCGCGUGACCACGACGAGUCCUCCAAACCACAACAUGAUUUGCAUUGACAGUGGACUGCGCCGUGAGUACGUCAAUAUGAAAAACAAGGCAGGCUUCACGCCUUUGCACCUUGUUGUGCAAAAUGACGAAGAUGAAGGAUUUGAAGCUGCAAAGGUGUGCGUCUGGCUAAUUGAGAAUGGUGCUGAUCCGAAUGCGAUCGACGAAAACGGGGACACAGCACUACAUUAUGCUGUGGAACUGGACCGUUAUGACCUGGUUGAGACGCUCAUGAAGCGUGGGGCGGACUCAAGCAUCAAGAAUCUGAAAGGUCUUUCAGCUAUGGAAAUUGCUGAGGAGGAAGAUUUGAAGGAAAUUCUCAAUCCAGUGAAGCACGCUUUAGUGACGGAAGAAGUCUCGAUCGACACGGAUGAACCUCAAGCUGAUGAAAGCAUUCCUCACAAAAAGAUGACAUCAGUUGCUCCAUCGCUCCUCCCUCCUCCUGACAGGUUACAUUACAGUACUUAUGUGUCUGUUUUCCUUGGUGCCGCGGCUGUUGCCACGGGUCCAAUUAUGGAGACACCACACUUUAAUCUCUAUAUCAUGGAUUGUAAGGGUGCCAUCGUCGACACGGCACAGUGCACUCCAAAGUCCCUUAUUCAAACGGGAGGCAAUUACUGGUGGUUUGGCAACACCUGGUAUCUGCAGGCCCCACUUGAGCACCUCAAGGACGGUUGCGUCGCGGUGAUGGAGCUACGGCAUCGAAGUCUUAUCACACAGGAAGUUGAAGUAGGCUGCUGGACUUUUUUCCACCUCGACUUGAGUAAGAUCACGACGGCGCCGGCUACCUUUGAGAUGUAUGCGCCACCUGUGGACCCGCUCAGCAAGAUUCUUGCUCGUAUUCCUGGAGACUCUUUCCUUCAGGCAGAAAUUAACGUGUCGCUGUAA
Messenger RNA from Peronospora belbahrii, 5601 nucleotides. The record is from the annotation of a GenBank genome assembly. NCBI's taxonomy places the organism in Eukaryota, Oomycota, Peronosporomycetes, Peronosporales, Peronosporaceae.